CGAAAAGCUCAAAGAUGCAAAGCUUUCCUCGCGGGCUCCAGAGGAAUACCAACUUCCAGCAAGGACCCCAUUUUCACACAACAUCUUUCUACCUCCGGAAAUCAAGAAUGCGAUUGAAGAUCCCAAUUACCCCAGUCCGAAUCUGUACGAUCUGACUUUGCAACUCACUGCCGAUCCGGGUCUUGAUGCGUGGUUCUCGAACUUAGUGGAUAUUUUGCAGACGCACUAUUUCGCAGAGCGAGCGUCGAUAGCUAUCCCCGGAGACGCGACGGAUCUGGAAAAUGUGCCGUGGGGGCAAAAGGCUGUUUUCAAUCAAAACAUCUGUGCGCGGAGUAACGAUUCCGACGACCCUAUGUCGCGCGGGCAAGCAUCUGCCGCGAACGGCACUUCGCUGGAAGAUAUCGGCAAUAUGGGACGGAAUGAAAGCGUGAACACGUCACGUUUAGAACCUACCACGCCUUCUAAGCGGCCUAUGCUCUUUUCUCGACACUCCUUUGCUGGGUUCGGAUCCAAAUCUGACCGUGACACAUCCCGGCUGCAGAACCUUACUAGGCCGAAAGGUGCACGCAUCUCUGCUGAGAACAGUGCAGGCACUGAUUCCAAGUCAACCAAAGAACCGUCUUUCGAGAGUAGGGGGAGCCGGAGGCUGGAGAAGCCACCCUCUGACUCAGUGGGCAGCACCCAACCUGAUGUCCGCCAGGCCAUCUUCCCAAUACCAAGGCCAUUGGAAAUCGAAACAGACCCGUUAAUAAAGAGAACUGGUGUCGUUAAACUGUUCGGGCGAACGAAACCUGUUGUUUUAACCCGAGAAUAUUCAACAGACCAAGUUGGGACUUCGCGGUUUCAUGGCAGUGGGGCUAUCCAAACCCCGGACGAAAAGGUUCAAGUUACUCCCGGUGCUGAGCCAGAAGUACCAGAAAAGCGGGCCUUUCCCCCAGAUACAACACGCACCAGGUCUGCCUCCAAUCCAAGCGCGCUCAUUUAUCAACCUCAGAGGGGCCUUUCGAUGUCUAUGGAGGCCUACGAGGAAUACGAGCAAAUCCCUCCGUCCCCUUGGUCUCAAUCACCAGCUCCAUCACCAGCGCCUCGUGCGCAUGCGGAACAGAAUCCGUUCUUUACUACUCUUGCCGUCGAUGAGGCCGCCUUCUCCCGGAAUCCUCCAGAGCAUGAUUACUCCAAACUAGAACCACUGGAAGCCAUCGGUGUCGACAAGGCAAAGUCAGUGGUUCAUAUACCUCUCCUCCAUAUUAGCGCCUCCAAGGAAAGUUCGCCGUCAACACUGAGGUUUCCAGUAGCUAUAUUGUCAAUACUAUCUCCAGUGGUCCCAUAUCCUGCCAAUCUACGACAGUCACUCUCACAUCUCAUGCCGCAUCUGGCGACUUCUUUUUGUUUGGCUCAGCAGUACAGUCAGCUGGAACGACAGGUCGCCUCUCGAGUAGAGUCUUCUCGCUAUUCACAACUCCUAGGACUCGGUGGGACCUUUUCAAGCGAAAACAGCGAGCUGGAGCUGGUUGCUGGCCUUAGUGGCCACGUCAGCAACACGUUGUCGGACGAUGCGUCCCCUCAAGUAGGGUUUCCCAGUCCUGGUGACAGGUCGUCUUCUACUAAAUUCAGCCCUUAUCUGUCUCAACUUAAUAGCCCGGGGACCGGUUUGAACAAUGUGGUUUCCGGAAGCUCUAACAACCUUGCUUUAUCACCGGGUGUGGCAACGAAGCACGGUAAUGACGCAGUGGACAGCUAUUUUAAUGUCAAGCGGUCCAGAAGUCUUCGUGAUACGGCUGGCUCAUCCCGUAACAGAGUAUCAAAGAUGAAGCAAAGCAUAGGAUCAUCCCCGCCUUCUUCACCAGGAAACACCUCAAAAAAUCUAGGUGAAGAUGCCGUAACACAGGGUCCCGACUCUGGUGCGACACUUCCAAUUCAAGAAAGCACUCCAGCUACUCCCGUCCUAUCUUCAGCACGUGGGUCAUCUCGCCACACGUCGGUGAAUUCCUUUUAUUCUCAGCUGCACCGCGAACUGCAGCAACGCCCACUUCCAGAUACGAUAGCUCAGUUGAUGCUGAAUUCAGUACCUUUGCAUCUGUUUCUAGCGAAACCUCAAAGUGGGGAAGUCAUAUGGACAAAUGCAAAAUUUGAUGCAUAUAGGCGAAGUCAGCCUCAAGAACAGAGGUCGCGGGAUCCUUGGCAAAAUAUACACAGCAGCGAACUUGAGUCUAUCUCGGCGAAGUGGGAGAACGCUUUGCGAACAGGUUCACAGUUUACCGAAAGAGUACGAGUCAAACGUUUCAACGAUGAGUCAUCCUAUCGGUGGUUCAUCUUCCGGGCAAACCCUCUCCUGUCUGGUACGGGUGAGGUCCUUUAUUGGAUUGGCUCUUUCCUUGACGUCCAUGAACAGCAUGUUGCUGAGAUGAAAGCCGCAAAAGAGCGAGAAAAAUUUGCGAUAGAUGCCAAAUACCGAGCGUUCUCUAACUCAAUCCCGCAGGUGGUGUUUGAAGCUGCAGAAUAUCGUGGACUCAUAUUUGCAAAUGACCAAUGGCGUUUGUAUAGCGGUCAGCCUAUCGACGAGGCGUUGAACCUAGGAUUUGCAAAGCAUGUACAUCCGGACGAUCUCGGGAAGUGCAGUUUGUUCUCUCUUCCUUCCCAUGGGCCGGCAAGCAUAUUACCCGCGUCUGACCCCAUGGAGCGGCAAGUUCCUAAUGGUGUUACACCAGCGUUGGGUGAACUUCUUAAACGUGGGGUGUUCUCUGUUCAAAGGGAUGAGAAUGGACGAGUUUUCUAUUCUACCGAGAUUCGACUCCGCUCCAAGGGAGGUGAUUAUCGCUGGCACCUGGUUCGACUUGUCCGAGCGGAAACAAUCAGUUUCGGUAACGGGGAAGCUUCGUGGUAUGGAACAUGCACGGACAUCAAUGACCGAAAGCUUCUGGAGAAAGAGCUCAAUAAGGCAAUGCAGCAGCUGAACAGGGAGAUGGAGUCUAAGACAAAGUUCUUCAGUAACAUGUCUCAUGAAAUCAGAACGCCAUUGAACGGGAUCCUAGGUACCAUUCCAUUUAUCCUCGAUACGCAUCUCGACACCGAUCAAAGGCGCAUGCUUGACACCAUCCAGAACAGUUCAACCAACCUGCGCGAGUUAGUUGACAAUAUCCUGGACGUUUCCCGAGUUGAAGCGGGGAAGAUGACCCUUGUCAAUUCCUGGUUUCAUGUACGGUCUGUGAUCGAAGAUGUCAUCGAUACCAUUGCAUCCAGGGCCUUAGAUAAGGGCCUCGAAAUUAAUUACCUGAUGGAUCCAGAUGUGCCUCCAAUGGUGAUCGGGGACAGGUUCAGGAUUAGACAAGUACUCAUUAAUCUUAUGGGUAACGCAGUGAAGUUUACAUCACGGGGAGAAAUAUAUGCCGCUUGCUCUAUCCGUCGCGAUUCUUCUAUUCAUCUAAAGUCUACAGAGAUGCUGUUGAAUUUCGAUGUGGUGGACACCGGAAGGGGCUUUAGUGCCGGAGACUCUGAACGGCUGAUGCAGAGAUUUAGCCAGCUUGAAGCAAAUGGCUCGCAGCAACAUGCUGGCAGUGGCCUGGGACUGUUCUUGUCGAGGCAACUCGUUGAAAUGCAUGGUGGCAUGUUGACUCCCAGCGGCAAGGAAGGGCAGGGAGCACGGUUUUCGUUCUAUGUGGUAGUGGAUGUCCCCCCUUCUCCGGAACCCGAACAACUGGAACUCGCUAGACAGGCAUCAAGAUCAUCAGAGAGUGGCGGAUACUUGUCCAGAUCAGCCUCAUACCAGAAACUACAACCAUCGCUCAUCAUGAGCCUUGAUGGUUCGUCUAGGGGCCCGGAUGUGUCCAGCGAUUUCCGUGGAUUUCAACAUGGACUGUCCUACCAGCUCGCCAGCUCGGCUCCAGCAGUACGCUCUCCUUUCCAGACGUCGCCGAAUCUCCAUGCCACGGCUCAGCCUCUCGGACUCCGUCAUGAGGAGUCUGCUGACUCUUCGCACCCAUCUACCCCACAAUGUCACCCAGCAUCUUCAGCAGAUCAACUCCCCGGGGCCCAUCAAGGACCAUUCUCCAUUCUCAUACUAGCCCCGCUUGACCAUACGCGAGAAGCCAUCAAACAGCACAUUGAACAGGUGGUCCCACACGAGGUUCCGUUCACGAUCAAAUCGCAGGCCGACGUAGAGGAAUGGAAGGACUUGGUGAAUAGCGAGAAUGAUUCCUCGUCGAACGUGACCCAUUUAGUUGUUAAUCUGCCUGUUGAAGAUGUUUUGGAUGUCAUGCAGUAUGUUGCAUGGUGCGAACCCGGUAAUGCUCCCACUCUCGUUGUCAUUUCCGAUCUUUACCAGAAACGUCAAAUUCGCUCGAAGAUCACCGAGCUAUCUUCGGAUGGGAAGCGGAUAUAUACUGUGCCUAAGCCGUUGAAGCCAUCUGCAUUCUCGCCGAUAUUCGACCCUUAUAACCGACGCGAUCUGAGCAAGGAUCGAAACCAAGACAUGGCUCGGGAAAUUAACGAUAACUUCAAAACAGUGACGAAGAUGGUGAAGGCAGUUGUUGGCAACAAGGGUUAUCGGGUACUGCUUGUUGAAGACGAAGCAACGAAUCGCAUGGUCAUGUUGAAAUAUCUCGAUAAGAUCAAAGUAAUCUCCGAGACUGCCUCGAAUGGACAAGAAUGUACGGAGAUGGUCUUCUCCAAGGAGCCGGGAUAUUACUCUCUCAUUAUUUGCGAUAUCCAAAUGCCGAUAAAGAAUGGAUACGAAACCUGCCGUGAAAUUCGCGAAUGGGAGAAAAAGAAUCGCUACCCUCAAAUCCCUAUCAUGGCUCUUUCUGCCAACGCGAUGACUGAUCAAAUCGAGGACGCUGCACGCGCUGGCUUUGAUGACUACGUGACAAAGCCCAUUAAACAUAAUGAACUUGGAAGAAUGAUAAUGGGGAUGCUCGAUUCCAAUCGGCCUCUAGUUCUUCUUCGGGACCGCUUCAAUGUCAACAGCCCCGGCCGUCGGUCAUAACAUACGAAUGAUUCCUCUUAUACAAUUUGGCUUAUUUAUACGAGGUCGACCACCAUCGCCUCUUUCUUUUAGCUCAAUUUUUCGCCUUUUGCUUUCCGCGUCAUUAACUGGAUUAAGGACACCCGGUUCUUGUUAAUUACCUUUUUCGUUCUUGUCACGGUGCAAGUGGAAAUUUAUGGGGCACAAGGCGCCUUUGGGAUUGUUUUAGCCUUGAUCCUCUUAUUUGCGUCUUUCGAGGUUUUUCUUGGUUUUGGGCCAUUAUUCACAGGCAAGGUGGGAAAGGGUUCCCAUUGCAUUUCACUCGGUGUUCAAUUGUGGUGAUACCUUUUUUUUACCAGCAUUGCGGCGAAGGAAUAUCUGGCUGAUUGCUUCUUUUUAUUUUUACCUUCGUCUUCCUUAUCCCCGUUUCUCUCUUCUAUAUAAUCUUUGUCUCGGAUAACCAGUCUUAUAGGAUUGGCGGUUUCCAGAGAUCAAAUACAUGUCUUCAGCAGUUUUCAGUAUUUCGAUUCUGACGUUGUAUUCUUUUUUUUUUUUUUUUUUUUUGUUUUCUUUGUUUUCUUUGUUUUCUUUUUAUUUCCUUCUGUUCCUGAUGACAUGAUAGGUCUGACUGGUCCAAUCCUUGUUUGUGCUCGACACCUACUAAGACAAUUUGGGGUAGACCUGUCAGUGUCCUUUUUCUUUUCUGUUUCUUCUACAUCUACGGGGUAUAUAACAAGGAGCAUUGGGAAGAGGAGUUGGGGCUGUUAAAAGGAAGGAAAAGCAAACUAGCCUUUCCAGCAGGCUUGGACGAGUGAUAGUUGCAGAAUUCAACUGUAUGGUGUAUCGUACCUCCUGUAAUGCGUAUAUAUCUUUCUUUUCUUUGCGUUUCUUUGCGUUAUAUUGUAUAUAUAGCUAUGGAUAUAUGUUUCCAAUCAGACGUUUCUGUGCAAUAUAUAUUUUGGCAUUAAUUAUAGGCUUCAGAUUCAAGAGAAAUAAAUAGGAGAAAAUGGGAUUGCAGGGUUCGAACAGUUUUAAAAGCAGUCUUAUAUCUGCAGCUAGUUAUAGUGUACAUCUUGCCACUUCACUUCGCCCAUGCUAAGUUGAUUGACUUAUAUCCAACGCUUCAUUUGACAGAAACUGAUGUAGAAAAGCAAAAAAGCAAAAAAAAAGUAGCUAUGCACGUGUCCUGAUCUUUAUGGAUCGUUUAAACCGGGCUCCUGGGCCAAUCUAUUUACCGCUGGGGACAGGACAGUGCCAUCGCCAUCCUCCUUUCUUUCUUUGCAGGGGAAAGGGAAUAUCAUAAUGCCAUAAGAUUAGAGACACGUAGUAGUAGAACCUUGAUUAAACCUUGGAGAGGUAGAGAGACAUCAUGAUGGAAGGAACUCCCCCAAUGGCAUACACCCAUCUAGCUGUCCAGGUAAACUGGUACGGGACGAGGAAGCUUGAUAGAUAACGGGAGCGACAGAUUAAUUAGCAGCUGUACUGAAGAGAAAGAAAGGAAGGAAGGAUCGUUGGCUGGCCUCGAACGGUAUAAUUUAUUUAUUUAGCAAUCGACACGAUACACCCCGUAUUGGCUGCAUCAGGGUCUGCGCAUCCAGGGUCUGCAAAGUUCGAACCCGGAAAUUAAUAUAUCUGGCUCUGCAGCACUGCGUCUGCUGCUGCGACUCGUAAGUGCGAGUGUUGUGGCGGUGAAGAAAGGUGCAUAAGGUGCAGUGCGCAAUAAUAGGCGAGGUUUUCACCAAUCCCCCUUCAACCGCACAGAUCCGGAUCGACAGGGAGAAGGGAUGUCUAUGUAGUAAGUAUUCCUCCCUUGCUGUACACCGCGGUGCUGCAUGCGACGGUCGUGGGGCGUGGCAACACUGAACUUUGCAGAGCCAGUGGGAAUGAAUCGCAACGGAUUACUGCCGUCGGGUUGGAAGUCGAUCGACUGGGAAUGGAAACCAGAGGAAAGAAAGAAAACGACGGCGAUCAUUGAAUAAGGCUGCAGUCAACCAUUCAAGCAGCCAUGCUGGUGUUGCAACCUGCACGGGGGAGACCGCAGGCAACAAGCAGCCAGCGUGGGUCUCGCAGGAUUCCAGUGAUGCAAUGCGAACGGUACAGCAGGGAAAGGAAAGGAUGAGGCUGGGCAGGAUUGCACAUGGGCCAUUUCGUUCGCCAGAAGGGCCGAAUCUCUCUGGACGAGCAAUUCGGGUACAAGAACGAAAAGUUUCUUUGCCAGAAGCAAUCUCCGCGAUUAUCGUGUAUUGGACAGUGUGCCACCGCGCAAGAAAUAGCAUCGGUCUAGAUGCAAUUAAAAAGCAAUAACAGGAUUGUAUUUGUCGAGAGAGCAUUGUGUGACGAAGGGCCCGAACUCAUAUGGCAGCAACAGGGCACUGGAAUCAGUAAGGCCGUAAUCGUAACGAUCAUGCUUGCAUUAGACCAACGCAAGGACUGAAUGUCGGCCUGUAAGCAGCAGGACGCUUGGCCUUCUCCAGUCCGAGCCACCCCAGUGCAGGUCGAGCGAUGUGCAACCAAGCAUCAUUCAUUUUUGCCCAAACGAUCUCGAGUCGAUCGUAUGUAUCAUCACGUAGUCACUUUCUCCUGCGGGUUCCCUCCGUGCAGGAGUUUAACGAGAUGAAACAGUCUUUGUUGAAAUCACCAGCGCCUCGAAUAUGGUGCGGCUUGCCACGACGAAUUGCGUGCAGCGGCUAUCCUAUAUUCUUGUUCCAUACCCGUUAUCCGAAUGAAUUUCUUCCAGGUUCAUCCGCGUCUGCCGGCAUUUCGCUUCUCAGCGUAUCGGCGUUUACCCUUCUCCUAGACCUCCCUUUAUGCGGGGAAAGAGCAGAAGGAAAAAAGGAAGAAAACGGUCUCAAAUAUCCUUUUUGCCACGUACAAUGCCGUGGCCAUUUUGCUGAGGUUCUUCCCCUUUCCUUCCGGAUUGGCUCGCCG
Molecule: messenger RNA, 7888 nt
Organism: Monascus purpureus
Lineage: Eukaryota; Fungi; Ascomycota; Eurotiomycetes; Eurotiales; Aspergillaceae
Source: the annotation of a GenBank genome assembly